This is a messenger RNA of Acinonyx jubatus (cheetah), 1773 nucleotides long. RefSeq names its product keratin-associated protein 21-1-like. The transcript has a single exon. The record is from RefSeq and is a predicted model, not a curated record. NCBI's taxonomy places the organism in Eukaryota, Metazoa, Chordata, Mammalia, Carnivora, Felidae. Bases 42 to 413 code for a protein of 123 amino acids.
CAUACCAGAAGUGCUUACAUAUUUGUUGGGUAUGUCAGGGGAUGAAUGGUAUGUUCUGCCAAUUACUGACAGUAUAUAAAGGUCCAAGGCUAGUAGAAGACACACAGUUCACCACAUCCUCUCGCAACCCACGUGAAAUCUCUUCUCUUGACAAGAUGUGUUGCAACUACAGCAACUCCUGUGGCUAUGGCUAUGGCUGUGGCUAUGGCCCCUAUUACAGCUGGAGUUAUGGACCUGGCUAUGGCUGUGGAUAUGGCUCCUGGUAUGGCUGUGGCUCUGUUUGUGGAUACGGCUGUGGAUAUGGCUCCUGCUGUGGCUACGGCCCCAGAUAUGGCUGUGGUUGUGGCUAUGGCUCCGGCUGCUAUGGUUACCGGCCAUUUUGCUAUAGAAGAUGUUAUUCUUCUUGCUGCUAGAACAUCACCCCAUUGUCCUCUAAAUAAGACACAUCUAAUGAGAGGGCUGAGUCAAGGAUUCAUACCUCACAUUUUCUAUAUCCACGAAAUUGCAUGCUUCACAGAGGCUCUCACCUCCAAGCAACAUUUCUAGAAUGGGAUCUUGUGCCUCAAGGCUGUGUGGUUUCAUCUGACUCUUUUCUAAAUGUUGGUCUUUAUUCCCCUACUCUGGAUUCUGUCAUCUGACUGUGGCAACUAGCCUAACACCCCACAGUUGGGGAAAUUCCUUAUUCUCAAUAAAAAUGAUUCUUUGAUUCUAAUAUAUCUCUGUGUUCUUGCUUGUGAAUUACUCCUUUUUCUGGAGUAUUAUGACUCCUCUUGAAAAUCUAGGUGACAAUAUGUUUCAUGAACAUGAGGGCUCUUCCUUCAUAUAAUGCAAAAGUAUCUUAUCUUAUGUGCAUCAGAGAAAAUGCCUUUUCUGCCUGUGCCUUGCACCCCUCAUGCCCAGGCCCUCACACCUCAACACAAAUCACAGAUAUUUCAGAACUUUCAUCUGGAAAUCACACUCUAUGUAGAAUGGAGGUGGAGAGGAAAGACAAGGAGGGAUGUUACCUCUUAGGAGGUUGUGACACAUGCUACAGGGAGAGGAGGUGUGGCCUGAGUACUUCAAGGAUGAAUGGAAUGGAAGCAGGAGUUUCCACAUUAACGAGAAAUUAGAAAUGGACUCGGGUAUCCAAUGAACUAAGGAAAGGAAAAUUUAGAAGAAAGAUGUGGUAUUGUAUCAUCUGUAAUUUAAUGGAAGUCAGGAUGUAUUUGUUGGCAUAUAUUGAGAGUGAGGAUAUUGAUUUGUGAGUCACUUAACUCACAAAUAGUUUAGAAUGUUCUUGAAAGGGAACUAUCCUACACUCUGAAGAUACAGGAGGAAAAUUUGGAGUACUUUCUUGCUCUCAGAGUGUUGACAUUCUCAUGGCAAUAUUUAAAAAUAAGUAGGAAUUAGUUGAAAUUAAUUUGGAGAGAUCAUCCCUAUGGAGGCAAUAAAACAUCUUACUGGGGAAGAGAUUGCAGGCUGAAGGAUUGAGAAGAUAGUUCAAGGAGGUAUUUUGACAUUUUGUGUCAAAUGCACUGAUGCCAUUUGAAAGAAAUACUAGAAAGAACAGUUGUAAGUAUAAAGGGGAAAGAGGAAUUCAUGAAGGUUGGGGUUUGAUUGGUGGUGCCACAAUUUGUAGUGGAAAAAAGCAAGGGAUAGUUUGGGAGUUGCGAGGUUACUAUUGUGUUGGGUUCUUACCAAAGUGUCUUUUCCUCAUGUGCCUUCUAGAACUCUAACAGUUAAAGCGUACAUCAGAAAAAAGUCUCUUCAGACUCAGUUUCUGCCAGCAGAAAA